UAAGACUUCAUAUGUGAGCACUUCAGAAUGGCAGAAGCUCUAACAUCUCAGGCCUCAUUCAGCUGCUCAAUUUGUGUGGAUCUACUGAAGGAUCCAGUCACUAUUCCCUGUGGACACAGUUUCUGCUUGGGCUGUAUUAAGGACUGCUGGGAUCAGGAUGACCAGAGGGAGGUCUACAGCUGCCCCCAGUGCAGAAACACCUUCAAUCCAAGGCCUGUUCUCUACAAGAACAGUCUUAUUGCUGAAAUGGUAGAAAAACUGAAAAAGAUGAGACUCCAACCUGCACAACCUGCUCACUCUUUUGCCAGACCUGGAGAUGUGGAGUGUGACGUCUGCACUGGGACAGCUGUCCAGUCCUGUCUGGAAUGUCUUCUUUCUUUUUGUGAAGCUCAUAUUCAGACUCACUGUAAAUCUUCUGCAUCGAAGAAGCACAAACUGGUCGAGAAAAGAGCGAAGAAAACCUGCUCUCAGCAUGACAAGCUGCUGGAGCUGUUUUGUCGCACAGAUCAGAAAUUCAUCUGUUUUAAGUGCACGAUGGAUCAACAUAACGGCCAUGAUACAAUCUCAACAGCAGCAGAAAGAUCUCAGAUGCAGAAACGGUUGGCGAAGAUCCAGACGAAAUUCCAGCAGGGAAUCAAGCAGAGAGAUAAGAAGCUGCAGGAAGUGAGACAGGCUAUGGAGAACCUCAAGCACUCUGCCCAGGCAGCAGUGGACGACAGUGAGGCGAUCUUCACUGACCUGAUUCAUGCCAUUAAGAGAAGACGCUCUGAAGUGAAAAAGCUGAUCAGAGCUCAGGAGAAGGCCGAGCUGAGUCGAGCCGAGGGACUCCUUAGGCAAAUGGAGCAGGAGAUUGCUUAUCUGAAGAAGAGAGACGAUGAGCUGGAGAAGCUUUCACACACGGAGGACCACAUCCAUUUCCUUCAGAGUUUCCAGUCUGUCUCUGGCCAUCCUGAGUCGACAGACUUAGCCAGCAUUAGCGUCACUCUACACUUCUCCAUAGAGGAGCUGAGGAAAGCUGUGUGUGGAGUAAAAGAACAAGUGGAAGACGUCUACAGUGUUGCAGUGGUCAAAUCAGCAGGAGUUCACAUUGUCCUGCCACAUCAGCCGACAACCAGAAAGGAGUACCUGAAGUACUACUGUCCCCUCUCACUGGAUCCGAGCACAGCGCACAAAGAACUCUGCCUUUCUGACGGAAACAAAAAAGUGUCAUGGAGCCGCAAGCUUUAUUUCAAUAUUUCAGAGAUACUUGACGAGUGCAGACAGGUGCUGUGCAGGCAGAGCGUGUCUGGACGCUGUUACUGGGAGGUGGCCUGGACUGGUAGAGUUCAUAUCGCCGUCUCAUAUAAAGAUCUCAGCGGGGAUGGCAGUGAGUGUGAGUUUGGGUGCAACGAUCAGUCCUGGAGUUUGAUCUGCUCUGACUCCAGUUUCUCCUUCAGGCACAAUAACAAAGAGACUAAACUGCCUGCCGUCUCCUGUUCUUCCAGAAUAGGAGUGUAUGUGGAUUACUGGGCAGGAAUUCUGUCCUUCCACAGCGUCUCUGACACAAUGAUGCCCUUCCUCAGAGUCAAGGCCACGUUCACUCAGCCACUCUAUCCCGGGUAUGGAGUUUGGUCAAGAACCAGUUCUGUUCAGAUUUGUGAAAUCAACUGAUCUGUUGAUGUGUGAGUGUUCAGAUACCCUCAUUCAGAAAAUGAGCAGCACAUAGAGAGAAUUGUGUCUGGCUGAGAGUCAUUAGCAGAUGAACCUUAGGUUUGUGAGCCUCAGUGCUUGAUUUGAGGGGGUGAAAAUGGGUCAGUAUAGUGACCACCUGCACCUUUUCCAUCACCUUUGUUAAUAUUAUUUUUAUCCUAUCCAUAUGUGAGAUUUACACAUGGGAGUUCUUCCUGUAAAACUAGAAAAGUGCAUUUCCUGAAGGAAACGCGGAAUGGUUGCGCAGUGGUUACCAUGGGAGUCUACUGGAGGAACGAGGGAUGAAAAAACUACACAUGGCUGUGGAUUAGAGCUCGGCGACCUGAUUUGAGUGAGUACAUGUACUUUGGUGGCUGUCAGGAUAGACAGGACAGAUUAGGGCUUUUGUUGCGAAAGAAAAUGAAUGGGACUCUAUGGGAGGAAUGAAUGAUGAAAAAACGAUAUAUAGAGGAGUACGGGUCAGUGUGGCUGAGGAUUAGAGCUUGGGGAUCUGCAUUGAAUGAAUACUUGAAGUUGGGCAAAGAUAAUAAUAGUAGUGGUGUUUGGGCAAAAAUGAAUGGGACUCUAUGGGAGGAACAAGGGAUGAAAAAAUGACAAACAGAGGGGUGUGGGUCAGUAAGGUUGUGGAUUAGAGCUUGGUGAUCUGCCCUGAGUUAGUACAUCCGUUUUGUUAUCUGUUGGACAAAGGAAAUAAUAGGGCUGGGGUUUGGGUGAAAAUGAAUGGGACUCUAUCGGAGAAACGAGGGAUGGAAAAAAAACGACAAACAGAUGAGUGCGGGUCAGAACAUUCGUGCUUGGGGGCCUGCCCUGAAAUAGUGUAUGCAAAAUUAUGUCUUUCGGUCAAGCAGAAGUACCGUAGAUUGUCAUGCAAUUUUUCACCCCAUUCAUUCUCUAUGGGAAAAAAUUCCGCAAAAUUC
Messenger RNA from Colossoma macropomum (tambaqui), 2606 nucleotides. RefSeq names its product E3 ubiquitin/ISG15 ligase TRIM25-like. NCBI's taxonomy places the organism in Eukaryota, Metazoa, Chordata, Actinopteri, Characiformes, Serrasalmidae. Gene Ontology annotation, molecular function: zinc ion binding; protein binding. The transcript has 6 exons. The record is from RefSeq and is a predicted model, not a curated record. The coding region runs from base 28 to 1650 and encodes 540 amino acids.